AUGAGUGCUUUAGCUUUAGCUCGUAGCCGCGCCUUCGCCUCAAAGGCUGCCCAGUUCAAGAACCUUCGAUUCUACACUGGGCCAACAAUUGAAUACGAGCACUUGACCUCUGGGUGGACGAAUGUCAAAGAUCUUGAAGAAUUCAAGAGACAAGAUGGAAAAUACUCGUUGCAAACCUUCAACAAGAUUUCACCCCAAGGUCUUGCAACCUACCCAAAGGAAUUAUUCGACGUGGAAGCUUAUGAUGAUGCCAAAGGUCGUCCAGCCCAUGCUCUAAUGCUUCGAUCCCACAAAAUUCAAGAAGAGGAAGUUGCAACUUCGGUUCGUUGUAUUGCUCGUUGUGGUGCCGGAACCAACAACAUUCCUGUUGCACGAAUGACCGAGCUUGGAAUUCCAGUGUUCAACACUCCUGGAGCAAAUGCAAAUGCUGUGAAGGAAUUGGUCUUAUGCGGUUUGUUCUUGGGAAGCCGAAGAGUUAUCGACGGUAUCAAUCAUAUGAAGGAUCUAGGAGAACAAGGUGUGGCUAGAGAACGCGUAGAAAAAGACAAGGCCAUGUUUGGUGGCAGGGAAAUCAAGGGAAAGACUUUGGCAGUCAUUGGACUUGGACACAUUGGAUCGGCAACUGCCCGUGAUGGAGCUUCGUUGGGAAUGAAGACUGUUGGAUAUGAUCCUGGUCUUUCUGUUUCAUCUGCAUUGAGCCUUCCCAAGACUAUGACAUUGGUAGAUUCUAUUUCCUCGGCUGUGGCCAACGCAGAUUACAUCAGUCUCAAUAUUCCAUACAUCAAAGGCGAGGGAGGUACCCACGGAAUCAUUGGCGAAGCUGUGAUUCGUCACUUCAAGCCCGAUGCCGUUAUCCUCAACUUUGCACGUGGAGAACUUGUCGAUUCUGAGGCAAUGAAGGAAUUCUUGGAUGCUGGUGAUGGCCGAUACAUCUCCGACUUUCCCGAUGAUUUGUGUUGGGAUCACAAAAAUGCCGUUAUCAUGCCACACUUGGGUGCUUCCACAGAAGAGGCCGAAGAUCAAGCAGCAUGCAUGGCAGCUGAAACCAUUCAACGAUACCUUGAAGAUGGAACAAUCCGUCAUUCUGUGAACUUUCCAGAUACCGAUUUGGCAGUCCGCCAAAAAGAUUUCGUUCGAGUAACAGUUGUCAACAAGAACAUUCCAGGAAUGCUUUCCAAGAUUACGGAAGUCUUUGCAAAACACUCUGUCAAUAUUGUGCAGCAAGUGAAUCACUCUAAGGGGGAUGUUGCUUACAAUGUGAUUGAUCUUGAUCCCGCUGGAGGAGACUCAAUUGAUUUGAAGGAUCUACAAAAAGAAGUGACAAUGCUCGAGGGAGUGCUGAGCAGUCGUAUUCUCUUCAGCAACCCCGGUGUUGGAUACGCCAGAAAUAUUGACGGCGAGUACCACGUAUAA
This is a messenger RNA of Cylindrotheca closterium, 1413 nucleotides long. Lineage: Eukaryota; Bacillariophyta; Bacillariophyceae; Bacillariales; Bacillariaceae. The record is from the annotation of a GenBank genome assembly.